Messenger RNA from Fonticula alba, 1485 nucleotides. RefSeq lists its product as hypothetical. Gene Ontology annotation, biological process: CAAX-box protein processing. Bases 106 to 1461 code for a protein of 451 amino acids. Gene Ontology annotation, molecular function: metalloendopeptidase activity. The record is from RefSeq and is a predicted model, not a curated record. NCBI's taxonomy places the organism in Eukaryota, Rotosphaerida, Fonticulaceae. The transcript is spliced from 9 exons. Gene Ontology annotation, cellular component: endoplasmic reticulum membrane.
CUUCGCGCCUUCCUGGGUUCCUUCCUCUCCCUGGCUGUCUUUCCUUCUCGCUCCCUCCCUCCCUGCCCCCCCCCCUCCCCCCCCCGCCCCUGUCGAUACACCACCAUGGCUGACAUCGCUUCCGGCUUGCUUGCCGCGAAGCCCGAGGUGGCCAGCCUCACGAUCGCGGGCUUCAGCUUGAAAUCCAUCCUCGCCACCUUUUUCCUGGCUACCUUCCUGUUUGAGCGUUAUAUCUCGGUUCGGCAGAUCCGGAUGACGCGCAUCAAGAAGCGCCCGGCCAUCUUGAAUGGCAUUGUCGACGAUGACGAGAAGUUCCUCAAGACCCAGGAUUACUCCUACGACAAGCUGGUGUUCGGCUUCGUCACGUCGACCCUGGAGAUGUUCAAGUCCAUGGUCUUCUUCCACUUUGAUCUGCUGAAGGCCACCUGGGAUCUUUCGGCCCACCUGCUGGAGGCGUAUGGUCCGGCUUCGCUUGCGGGCAACCAGCUGGCCAUUUCGCUCAUCCUGCAGAACAUCCUCUUCUUGUCGGAGACCCUGUUGGAGCUGCCCCAGUCCCUGUAUUACAACUUCGUCAUUGAGGAGCGGUAUGGCUUCAACAAGCAGACCCUGCGGCUGUUUGCCACCGACCAGGUGAAGAACCUCUUCAUCAGCAUGAUCAUCCAGACGGCCAUCAUCCUGCCCAUCAUUUAUCUCAUCGGGUGGGGCGGUGAGCGCUUCUACCUGUGGGUGUACUUCUUCCUGCUGGCCUUCCAGCUGGUUUUCCUGAACAUCUACCCGACGCUCAUCCAGCCGCUCUUCAACAAGUAUGAGCCUCUGCCGGAGGGGCCGCUGCGAGACACCAUCUACAAGCUGGCCAAGAAGAUCUCCUUCCCCCUGACCGCCAUCUACACGGUGGACGGGUCAAAGCGUUCGGGCCAUGCCAACGCCUACUUCUACGGGUUCUUCAAUAACAAGCGCAUUGUCAUCUACGACACCCUGAUCAAGUCCCUGGAGCUGCCGGAGGUGGAGGCCGUCAUGGCGCACGAGCUGGGCCACUGGUACCACAGCCACAACCUCAAGAACAUGGCCAUCCAGCAAGUGUCCACCUUCUCGAUGAUGUAUGCAUUCAGCUUCUUCGUCUUCAACCGAUCCCUCUAUUCCUCCUUCGGCUUCCAUGUGCCGGCGGACCAGGAGCUGCCCUACCUGGUCGGGCUGACGCUCUUCCUCCAGUGCUGGUCGGCUCUGAACCUGGCCAUGAAGCUUCUGAUGAAUAUGGUGUCACGCUCGUUCGAGUUCCAGGCCGAUGCCUUUGCCUGUGGGCUCGGCUAUGGCAAGGUCCUGCGUUCGGGCCUGCUCAAGAUGCAGCUGGAGAACAUGUCCCAAAUGCUGCCGGACUCCCUGUACUCCCUGUACAACUACACCCACCCGCCGAUGCUGGAGCGCAUCUCGGCCAUCGACAAGCUGCUCCAGAAGAAGGAUUAAGCAUUCGCCCCCCCCCCCCCCCCC